GAACAAGAUCAUGACACGAGGCCUACAAAGCAGCGUACUUCCCGGAGAGGAAGUUCUUGCAGAAGUCGGGAGUUUCCUCAAGGAGGAUCCAGAUGAAGGAGGCAGGAGUUCGGAUGAUCAGCUUCAGGCUGGGGACGCAAGAUCGGGUGUGCUAGCUGAGCAGGCAUGUUUGGG
This is a messenger RNA of Amoebophrya sp. A25, 174 nucleotides long. Lineage: Eukaryota; Dinophyceae; Syndiniales; Amoebophryaceae. The record is from the annotation of a GenBank genome assembly.